This is a messenger RNA of Closterium sp. NIES-65, 3606 nucleotides long. NCBI's taxonomy places the organism in Eukaryota, Viridiplantae, Streptophyta, Zygnematophyceae, Desmidiales, Closteriaceae. The record is from the annotation of a GenBank genome assembly.
AUGCCCACCUAUGUGGUGUUAUGUAUGCCCACCUAUGUGGUGUUAUGUGUGCCCACCUAUGUGGUGUUAUGUGUGCCCACCUAUGUGGUGUUAUGUAUGCCCACCUAUGUGGUGUUAUGUAUGCCCACCUAUGUGGUGUUAUGUAUGCCCACCUAUGUGGUGUUAUGUGUGCCCACCUAUGUGGUGUUAUGUGUGCCCACCUAUGUGGUGUUAUGUCUGCCCACCUAUGUGGUGUUAUGUAUGCCCACCUAUGUGGUGUUAUGUGUGCCCACCUAUGUGGUGUUAUGUAUGCCCACCUAUGUGGUGUUAUGUAUGCCCACCUAUGUGGUGUUAUGUAUGCCCACCUAUGUGGUGUUAUGUAUGCCCACCUAUGUGGUGUUAUGUAUGCCCACCUGUGUGGUGUUAUGUAUGCCCACCUAUGUGGUGUUAUGUAUGCCCACCUGUGUGGUGUUAUGUAUGCCCACCUAUGUGGUGUUAUGUGUGCCCACCUAUGUGGUGUUAUGUAUGCCCACCUAUGUGGUGUUAUGUUAUGUGUGCCCACCUAUGUGGUGUGUGCCCACCUAUGUGGUGUUAUGUAUGCCCACCUAUGUGGUGUUAUGUGUGCCCACCUAUGUGGUGUUAUGUGUGCCCACCUAUGUGGUGUUAUGUAUGCCCACCUAUGUGGUGUUAUGUAUGCCCACCUAUGUGGUGUUAUGUAUGCCCACCUAUGUGGUGUUAUGUAUGCCCACCUAUGUGGUGUUAUGUGUGCCCACCUAUGUGGUGUUAUGUGUGCCCACCUAUGUGGUGUUAUGUAUGCCCACCUAUGUGGUGUUAUGUAUGCCCACCUAUGUGGUGUUAUGUGUGCCCACCUAUGUGGUGUUAUGUGUGCCCACCUAUGUGGUGUUAUGUGUGCCCACCUAUGUGGUGUUAUGUAUGCCCACCUAUGUGGUACGCGGGGCUCAAGGCAUUCCCAUGGCAGACGCGGGGCUCAAGGCAUUCCCAGGCGACCUGGAGGUCAUGCACGCUAAGGCGUCCAGCCUGCACAUGCUGGAUGCGGCUCGCCACCUGCUGGCCUACACGGUGUCGCGCCUCGACCAGCCCUUCUCUGCCUUCCGCAUUGAUGACGACCUUGAUGAGGAGUGGCGGGUGAGAGUGGGGGGUGGGAGUGGAGUGGAGGGUGGGAGACAUAGGGCACGUGUGAGUGAAGAGACAGAGACAAGUGGGCGACGGGGGGGGCGGCCGGAGGAGCUGCCGGGCUUCGUCCCGCUGGCGAUCCCCGUGCACCAGUUGCAAGCUGCCACGUGGCAGCGACUGCCGCGCUUGUCAGGGGCGGCAGUGCAGCUGGUGGAAGCGGCGGACGUGAUUGGUGCUCGCACUCACUACGACACCGAUAACAUGCUGCAUAACACCCAACAGGUGCGCCUGGCAUGGCAUGGCAUAGCAUCUGCGCAUGGCAGGGCUGGCGGCCCUAGACAUGAUCAGAUGCGCAUCGCCCCUUGCCUCUCCUCCCCUCUCACCCCAACCAACCCAUCCACCCCGUCCUCCACCCCUCAGCUGCGCAUGGCAGGGCUGGCGGCCCUGGACGUGAUGCAGCAGGUGAGGCGCACGCUGCUGCUCAUUGCGGAUCAGAUGCGCAUCGCCCCUUUGCUCUUUGGGGCCGACGCGAGGGAUGGGGACGGUGGGGCAGGUGCGGCCGACGGGGCGAGUGGGGGGCGGGAGCUGUGGCGGGAGCAGCUGGAGGAGGCGCAGCAGCAGAGGCUGGGCGGGCAGCGCACUGGCCGCAGCCGUCAAAGCAGCAGCAGCGGCGGCGGUGGCAGCAGCGUGGCUGAAGGCACUGAUGAAAGCAGCACUGACAGCAGCAGCAGCGGUAGCAGCAGCAGCAGCAGCAGCAGCAGCAGCAGCAGCAGCCGUGGGGGUGGGCAGAGUCUGUUGGACCGAUCUGACCUCAUGACCAGCUGGCGCCACAUGUUCCGAGUGCUGGUGGCGUGGAGGCAGGUGUCAGACGCCACGGAGACCGUCGCAUGGAAGGCGUUCGCCCAGGGGCAGGCAUGGCCGGAGGACAUGCUGUAUUGCACCGGCACACCCAUCUUCACAUGGGUCAUGGGCACCGCUCGCUACCUCGCCGCCUAUCCCAACCCUCUUCCUUUCCUCCCAGCCCUCUUCCUUUCCUCCCAGCCCUCUUCCUUUCCUCCCAGCCCUCUUUCUUUCCUCCCAGCCCUCUUCCUUUCCUCCCAGCCCUCUUCCUUUCCUCCCAGCCCUCUUCCUUUCCUCCCAGCCCUCUUCCUUUCCUCCCAGCCCUCUUCCUUUCCUCCCAGCCCUCUUCCUUUCCUCCCAGCCCUCUUCCUUUCCUCCCAGCCCUCUUCCUUUCCUCCCAGCCCUCUUCCUUUCCUCCCAGCCCUCUUCCUUUCCUCCCUGCCCUCUUCCUUUCCUCCCUGCCCUCUUCCUUUCCUCCCAGCCCUCUUCCUGUCCUCCCUGCCCUCUUCCUUUCCUCCCUGCCCUCUUCCUUUCCUCCCAGCCCUCUUCCUUUCCUCCCAGCCCUCUUCCUUUCCUCCCUGCCCUCUUCCUUUCCUCCCUGCCCUCUUCCUUUCCUCCCAGCCCUCUUCCUGUCCUCCCUGCCCUCUUCCUUUCCUCCCUGCCCUCUUCCUUUCCUCCCAGCCCUCUUCCUUUCCUCCCAGCCCUCUUCCUUUCCUCCCAGCCCUCUUCCUUUCCUCCCAGCCCUCUUCCUUUCCUCCCAGCCCUCUUCCUUUCCUCCCAGCCCUCUUUCUUUCCUCCCAGCCCUCUUCCUUUCCUCCCAGCCCUCUUCCUUUCCUCCCAGCCCUCUUCCUUUCCUCCCAGCCCUCUUCCUUUCCUCCCAGCCCUCUUCCUUUCCUCCCAGCCCUCUUCCUUUCCUCCCAGCCCUCUUCCUUUCCUCCCAGCCCUCUUCCUUUCCUCCCAGCCCUCUUCCUUUCCUCCCUGCCCUCUUCCUUUCCUCCCUGCCCUCUUCCUUUCCUCCCAGCCCUCUUCCUGUCCUCCCAGCCCUCUUCCUUUCCUCCCUGCCCUCUUCCUUUCCUCCCAGCCCUCUUCCUUUCCUCCCUGCCCUCUUCCUUUCCUCCAUGCCCUUCCUUCCUUCCUUGCCCUUCCUUCUCUCCCUCCAUCCCCAUCACAGGGCGGGCGGUGAACGUCACAAGGAGCGGCCUGCUGCAGGCAGAGAGGGCGUUUGAUGCCGACUCGCACCAGCCCUUGGACGUGCCUCGCUCCACCUUGGACGUGCCUCGCUCCACCUUCGGCGCCCAGGUGUGCGACUCGUUUUACAGUGGAACUAAAGUGCUACUACCAACGCUCCCUGAACAUUCUCUGAACAUUCCAACAGCUGGAAGCAGCGGAGGAUCACAAGGGGCUCUUCAACGUGAUUGGCCGGGACUUCUACUGGACUUUGAGACAGUGACCCCCAUCGACUCAACGCGGUGGAAUGCAUUCGACUCGGAGCUCACAGCGGCGUGGCAGGGCUUCAUGGCGGCUGCACUGGACCACGGCACCAAGGCCACGUCACCACAGGCGUACCGCGAGCGCAUCCAGGAUCAGAUCAUCGCCAUCGCCUACUACUGGUGGGUCCUCCUCACACCAGCCAGGCCACAUGGGCAUCCUUAA